UAUUGAUAGUGACAGCUGUGUGUGCAUGUUGGAGUGAUCCUGUGGAUAUUAUGGGGUCGCUCUGACCACGGUCUCGGCUGCAGAGUCCACUUCGCAUUUUGAGCGACGCCCCCAAAUUCCGUGCAGAGUGUUUGCAGACCCUCCGGGACGGAGAGGUGGAGGAGGAAUCGGCAGCUCCGCCGUCCAUAUACACUACAAUCACCACGCCAUUAGUUUAUGACUUCAUUAUAUGUUUGACAGGAGAGUUUGGACCGUAUUUGGAAGCUCUCCAGGACUCUGAGGCUGCAGCAGAGAAUGGGAAUAGGGACACAGGCCAAGGCUUGCCAUUUUGGCUGAAGUAACAGCAGGACGGUUGUCAACCCCGCAUCGGCUUCAAUCCCCCUCUCCCUCACCUCUCCUCCCACACACACACACACACACAAACUCACACACACACAAGGACAGACACCCCCACACACAGCCACGGCUAUGUCCACUGCCGUAGACAUCGCUGGCCCUUCCUCCCCAGAUCAGGCCCACAGCAGCGCCAAAAUCCCCAAUGAGCCACUGAGACCCAGCCUUAAGCGCUCCAACCACCCCUACAGCCUCUCCCAUUACAUCUCCACCCCUUCCCCGGCCGUGGAUGUCAAAAGCCUGAUCCAGCCCUCCCCGGCCCAGCAGCGGGCCGCCCAGCCUGCGCACACCAAGCCGCGCCGGGCCCCCUCCUGGCCCGACAUGUGGGAGUCGCCCAGCGGGCUCCACCUGGCCCACGCCGCAGAGCUGCUGAUGCGCGCCGGGCUGCUGGCUCUGACCCCCGCCACCACAGAGCAGGCCGGCCUGGGCGCGCAGAGCAGCCAGCCGGCUAAAAGAGAGGUUGCGGAGGCGAAGGGUGGAAACGGAGACGGGGAGGGAGGCGGAUCAGGGCCCGAGGAGGAGGAAGAGGACUCCUCUGGAUGUGGCGCUGACUUCCAACCCUUCCUGGGCGCCUGGUUCCCCUUCAGCCCCGCUCUGUUCCCUCUGGCGGGAUUCCAGAUGGGGGGAGGCCACUGGAGGAGUGCGGCCAUGGGAGCAGAGGGCAUCGAAGGGCUGGUGGCCGAGGGCUACUCUCCUGGCUCUCUGGGCGGGAGCAGCGGAGGGAGGAGGAAGAGGAAGAGGUGCGGGGAGUGCGUACCUUGUCGGCGUCAGACGAACUGCGAACAGUGCAGCAGCUGCCGCAAUCGCAAGAGGGGACACCAGAUCUGUAAAUACAGGAAGUGCGAGGAGCUGAAGAGGAAGCCAGGCGGUCCGGGGUUUGAGAGCAGAGUGUCUGGGUUUGAUCUAAGGGGCUCCGACUUUACUUUGGGUCUGGCACAGGAGAGAAGCAACGGCGCUUUGGAUGGAUAGUAAUGUAUGUGGCGGCAGCAUUUGUCAGAGGAUCCUGGUUGGAUGAUUGUUGAGGAGCUGCAGGACACCAUGUUAACACUCUCGGACUGUGGUUUCAAAGAUCUGGUGUUUGAUGAGGAGCUGCAGCUCCGUUUCAGAAUGUCCACACUCGUUCCCAUCCUUUCUUUUGACAAUCAGUGAAUCGGAGAGGAGAGAAAGAAGGAUACCAAUGUGUGUCAAUAUUUAGAUGACGACAAAAAUGCUGUAAAUAGACUGUAAAUAUCUGGAAAACAUUAUGUCUUUUUUUACAUCCCUUUCCAGUUUGGAUGUAUUGUGUUUCAACAUAAAAAAAGGAGCCAAAUGUUUUGUUUCUAAUGGGGGAGUUUUGUUUCUGUUGUUCUGACGUCACUGCAUCAGUAAGAAAUGAAUGAGUUCAGCCUAGGCUAAAUUAUUUCAUGUGCAACUUGUACUGUAUAGCUCUGUUUGCCCUUUUGAAAUAAAAGAAAUUGGCCAUGUGCA
Plectropomus leopardus (leopard coralgrouper) is the source of this 1860-nucleotide messenger RNA. It is a transcript of the gene cxxc5b, whose product is annotated as CXXC finger protein 5b. Gene Ontology annotation, molecular function: methyl-CpG binding; zinc ion binding. NCBI's taxonomy places the organism in Eukaryota, Metazoa, Chordata, Actinopteri, Perciformes, Serranidae. The record is from RefSeq and is a predicted model, not a curated record. Gene Ontology annotation, cellular component: nucleus.